CGCUGGAAUUUCAGAAAACGUGCGCUUUAGGCAGAGAAAGUUGGGCGUUUGUGUUGCAAUGGGCCGCAAAAAAGCGCCGGGUACUGGAUCCCUCGGCCGGGCACUUAUCCGCCAUCAGACUCAGCGGAGCCGUAGCCACCGUCACACCGACUCCUGGUUGCACACAAGUGAACUCAAUGAUGGCUAUGAUUGGGGUCGCCUUAAUCUUCAGUCGGUGACUGAGCAGAGCUCCCUUGAUGACUUCCUUGCCACUGCAGAACUUGCAGGAACAGAGUUCGUAGCUGAGAAGCUUAACAUUAAGUUUGUGCUUCCUGAGGCCAAAACUGGACUGCUGUCUUUUGAGGAGAGCCAGAGAAUCAAGAAGCUCCAUGAAGAAAACAAACAGUUCCUGUGCAUACCAAGGAGACCAAAGUGGGACAAAAACACUAGUCCUGAAGAACUCAAACAGGCAGAGAAAGAUAACUUUCUAGAAUGGAGACGUCAGCUUGUCCGGCUAGAAGAGGAACAAAAGCUGAUAUUGACUCCAUUUGAAAGAAAUUUGGACUUUUGGCGCCAGCUCUGGAGGGUGAUUGAGAGAAGUGAUAUCGUGGUCCAGAUAGUAGAUGCUCGAAACCCACUCCUGUUUAGAUGUGAGGAUUUGGAAUGUUACGUGAAAGAAAUUGACGGCAGUAAGGAAAAUGUUAUUCUGAUAAAUAAGGCAGACUUGUUGACUUCUGAGCAGCGGCGUGCCUGGGCCACGUACUUUGAGAAAGAAAACGUGAAGGUGAUUUUCUGGUCGGCGCUGGCUGAAGCCGUUCCUGCUGACUCUAAGGAACAAGUGAGUGGAGAGGCUGAAGAAGGCAAAGGAACUGAUUCUGAAAACUCCAGCUGCGAUGAGGCUGAAAUUCCACGUGGUGAGGCUCAACAUCUCCUAGACAAGGAUUCUCCCUCAGUUAGUGAAGCUGUCCCUAGUGACGAAGACGAGAGUGAGUAUGAGGACUGCCAGGAGGAGGAGGAGGAAGAGGAGGAAGAUUGGCAGACAUGUUCAGAAGAGGACAACAACCCUAAUGAAGAAGCCUGUGGCCAGAACUGGGAGAGAAGCUGUGCGGUGGACUCUGAGGCUCAGGGCAUGAAACCCCCGCAGGAGAGGCAGACAUACAACUUGAGCCACCUGGUAUCAAAGCAGGAGUUACUGGACAUCUUUAAGCGGCUGCACACCGGGAAGAAGGUGAAAGAUCAGCACCUUACCGUUGGACUGGUGGGCUACCCGAAUGUGGGUAAGAGUUCAACAAUCAACACCAUCAUGGGCAACAAGAAAGUGUCCGUGUCUGCCACACCUGGGCACACCAAGCAUUUUCAGACUCUCUUUGUGGAACCUGGCCUUUGCCUAUGUGACUGCCCAGGCCUGGUGAUGCCAUCCUUUGUCUCUACCAAGGCGGAGAUGAUCUGCAGUGGAAUCCUCCCAAUUGACCAGAUGAGGGAUCACAUUCCACCUAUAUCACUAAUUUGCCAGAAUAUUCCAAGACAUGUUUUAGAAGCUACCUAUGGCAUUAAUAUCAUAAAGCCUAGAGAGGAUGAAGAUCCCCAUCGACCUCCAACAUCAGAAGAACUGCUGACAGCUUAUGGAUGUAUGCGGGGGUUCAUGACAGCGCACGGGCAGCCGGACCAGCCGAGGUCUGCACGCUACGUCCUGAAGGAUUACGUCAGCGGUAAACUUCUGUAUUGUCACCCUCCUCCGGGAAGAGACCCCGUGACCUUUCAGUAUCAACACCAGCGACUACGAGAGAACAGAUGGGAUGGUGGUGAAACAAAAACACAGCCAGGGGGGAAAAAAAGAGAACAGAUUGAAAAUGUUGUUGACAAAAGCUUUUUCCAUCAGGAAAAUGUGAGAGCUUUGACCAGAGGCGUGCAGGCUGUGAUGGGCUACAAGCCUGGGAGUGGCCUGGUGACCACAGCCACUGUGAGCUCUGAGAGCAGCACUGGGAAGCCCUGGAAAAAACAUGGCAACAGAAAUAAAAAAGAGAAAAGUCGUAGACUCUACAAGCACCUGGAUACAUGAAUGCAACAGAAAUGGCGUCUGCACUGUGCAUCUGGAAAAGAGCAGAAGCAGCUUCUUGCCUGUGGUGCCACAGGACGGACCCUGCUCUGGGGGUGCACAGCCCACCCAGCAGUCAGUGGCAGGACUGCGGAGCUCCCAGAAGCACCAGCUCUGCCUGCUGUAGACAUCUGAGAGCCCCAGAAGCCUCCUCCUAUAGAAGGCUGGGUUUAAGAAGGGGGGGUGGAUGUGAAUGUUUGUUUGUGUAAACAUAUGCAGACUUGUAAGUUGGAAAUUUUUUGAAAAGAUAUUAAAUUUCCAGAUGUA
This is a messenger RNA of Phyllostomus hastatus (greater spear-nosed bat), 2341 nucleotides long. It is a transcript of the gene LSG1, whose product is annotated as large 60S subunit nuclear export GTPase 1. The transcript has 14 exons. Gene Ontology annotation, biological process: ribosomal subunit export from nucleus. Gene Ontology annotation, molecular function: GTPase activity; GTP binding. Gene Ontology annotation, cellular component: cytosol. Bases 59 to 2038 code for a protein of 659 amino acids. Lineage: Eukaryota; Metazoa; Chordata; Mammalia; Chiroptera; Phyllostomidae. The record is from RefSeq and is a predicted model, not a curated record.